UGUACGUCACCGACUGUAUACAGGGAAGUGGCGCAAUGAGGACUUUCCGUCCAACUUUCUGAUCAUAUUCGGUUCCUGUGUGCGUGAGUUCUGACAUGAGAUUUCUACUGACGCUUCUGUGUUUUACUCUGGAUCUGUUGUCGUGUCUCUAUGUGAGGGCACAUACCAGACCUCUCUCUCAACAGUCGUCGAGGUGGCCCGUCCCAUACAGGCGGGUUGAUGAAAGGCCAGAUGUGGAUUCGUACUGCGAAGCACUGUACCCAUUUUGCCCUAAUGGUGAUCGAGAUGGACGAAUACCCUACAUGAGGGACACUGAUAGCAUUUCAGUAUAUCGACUGCAAGCACCAGUAUGGGAGUUCAAGUAUGGAGAUUUAAUGGGCAAAUUUCAUAUUAUGCAUGAUGCCAUCGGAUUCAGCAGCGCUGAGACUGAGAGUAACUACACGAUGGAGUGGUACGAGCUGUUCCAGCUGGGCAACUGCACUUUCCCUCACCUGAGAGCCAACGCCAGUGCUCCGUUUUGGUGCAACCAGGGUGCUGCGUGCUUCUUCGAGGGCGUAGAUGAUGUGCACUGGUCUCAAAAUGGCACCCUGGAAAAGAUUGCAGUCAUCACUGGUGACAUGUUUAAUGACAUGGCCCAGUGGGUGCAGGAGGAUAACCAGACGGGAAUCUACUACGAAACGUGGACGGUGCGCUCCGACCCGGGCCCGAACGCCACGGUGUGGUUCGAGUCCUUCGACUGCUCCCAGUUUGUCCACCGCACCUACAGGAAGCUGGCCGACCUCGGGGCCAAACUGUCCAGCAGCUCCCCGACCAAAUACACUAAGGUCUACCUGUACAGUGGGGAGCCCACCUACCUUGGGAAUGACAGCACCAUAUUCGGACAGCCCUCCAUGAAAGACCUGGCGGCAGACAUCCAGAAAUUCUACUACACCUUCAGGCCCCACCAGUCCUACGUAGACUUUGCCAUUAGUUUAGUGGACAUUUAUGAGAAGGUGGUGGUGCACAAGAACUUCUACCUUUAUUACAACUCUGAGUAUUGGCACCUGCCGAUGAAACCGCCCUAUAUGCAAAUUGUUUACGAGGAGGUGCCCUUACCCUAAUGUAUGCUUAUAUUCUGUUUGCUCUCUAUUUGCCUUAAGAAUUUAAUGCUAAGCCUGGUUAACUGGUUAAGAUCAAACAACUGUAAUUAUUGGAGUGGUCUGAUGUUUUCAGACUGUAUUUUUCUGUAGGAUUUAGUCAGAUGACUGUAUCGAAAUUGUAUAUUGAUACAUACAUUUUUCCUCUCGAUAUUUUAACCUAAUGGAUGUAUUAACUGCUGCCUCAACCACUGUGUUUUUAAGUCAAUCUGUGUUACAAAGUGUUUUCCAUAGUUGCUAUUGUUGGCACGGCCCAGAUCCCCUUUAAUGUAUAAGAUGACCUGUUAUUUUCUAAAAAUAUCAUUUUUCCACAUGUGUAAUUAAAAGGACAUGUUCAGCA
Molecule: messenger RNA, 1476 nt
Organism: Gadus macrocephalus (Pacific cod)
Lineage: Eukaryota; Metazoa; Chordata; Actinopteri; Gadiformes; Gadidae
Gene: cln5
Product: CLN5 intracellular trafficking protein
Exons: 4
Coding region: 96-1100 (334 amino acids)
Biological process (GO): lysosome organization
Cellular component (GO): lysosome; lysosomal membrane
Molecular function (GO): hydrolase activity, acting on glycosyl bonds
Source: RefSeq, a predicted model, not a curated record